Pecten maximus is the source of this 1947-nucleotide messenger RNA. RefSeq lists its product as uncharacterized. Gene Ontology annotation, cellular component: membrane. The transcript has a single exon. Gene Ontology annotation, molecular function: proton channel activity. Gene Ontology annotation, biological process: proton transmembrane transport. NCBI's taxonomy places the organism in Eukaryota, Metazoa, Mollusca, Bivalvia, Pectinida, Pectinidae. The record is from RefSeq and is a predicted model, not a curated record. Bases 97 to 1518 code for a protein of 473 amino acids.
GGAUCCUGGUAUUAUGACUGUACUAUCGCGUCCCGUGUUGUGUUUCUGAUCGUUCUGGCAAUAGUUAUCGUGUUCACCGCCAGUAAAGGCAUUCACAUGCAUGCAGAUUCUCGAAUGGGAACCGUAUUAGUGUUUUUGUCUUUAUUCAUGGUCUCUGGAUUGAUUGGAACCUUUAUUCUUGGAAACUUGGUACGGAGACGUGGCCUCCAAUCUCUGGUUAUUUCCAGACGAAAUACAAAAACUCCGAAACUACAGGUGAUUUUUCUCUGGGGUUUUGGCCUGGCGUCAAUAUUGUACUGUUCUCUAUUCGUCGGCAAACAGAUCGAAUGUCUCUUUAACUCUACAUAUUAUGCGUUUUAUUGGUUAGCUUUACUUUGUUUUAACAUUAUAUUGGUGGUGUGUUUAUCUUCAGAAAUGAUUUUCAUCACGUACUUGUCUCCAUUCAAACUGAAACCGACUACGCUUGUGAACUACGUACUGCUUCUGCUUUUAAUCGCCAAUACAUCAGUGAUUUUCUACUUAUAUAUAAUAAAUGAUACAUUUUCGUAUUUGAUAGAAGUUUACCCCAAAACUGAUCUAGCGUCCUGUCUAGAAACAAACAGCACCAUGACCAUUCUGAUUCAUACAUUUCGCCCAUUUCUAACUCCAGCUUUUAUCGAGUUUGCACUUCUCUCGAGUACGAUUCUUCUUGAAAUAUGGUCCACCAAAGAGGUACACCAGUGUGAUAUCGAAUUAUCACGAACAGGUUUAGAUGAUUUAGAGAGGGCGUCUCUUAUCAACGACGUAACAUCGAAUGAACAUCAAAGUUCCAAAAAUGGAAGCAGAAACACAGUGUGUCAAAUAAUAGCAUUGGCUGUUACGUUAUCAGCAGGACUCGGACUCAUCGUUUGUAAUAUAGCUGAGGCGAAGGAAGUAGGAGAUCUCGAGUAUACACGGUACGUCACUCAAGUAUAUGAACUAUCGUUAAACGCUACGAUGAUUGUAGCAACCUUUGUUGGUUUCUUUUGUUUGGUACAGUACUGUACUCCUGACGAAUCGACCAAAGUUCUCAAGGCCCGGGACUAUGCAUACUUACUGUCCGCGUUUGGAGUAUUCAUGAGUCAUAUCUCAGAAGGAAUAGGGGGUGACGUUUCAUCCGAUGAUGAAGCAAAACUGGUCAUGUUUAUAGGAAUCUUAAGCAUAUUCCAGGAUUAUCUUCAAGUGGUGUUUUUACUGUGCGCUAACCGAUGUAAAAAUUCUGACCCCCGAACAAAUCUGAAUUUACUUGAAUCUGUUCUAAUUUUCAUCAUGAUAAGCAACAUGGUCUUGUGGAUUGCUGAUAGUUUUUUUCUAUCUGAAUAUCCAGAGACACGAGUACUAUGGCAUGGCAACUUUCCAUCGGAAUUGGUCUAUAUAGUUUAUAACGUACUAUUACCGGUGUCAGUCUUUUACAGAUUCACCUCUUUCUUGGAGUACUAUGAAACCUUCUGUGUAUAUACAUCCGAGAGACACACACGUAACACCUCUAUGUCUGAGUAGUAUGAACAUUAUACACACCACACCUCUAUUUCCGAGUAGUAUGAACAUUAUACACACCACACCUCUAUUUCCGAGUAGUAUGAACAUUAUACACAUCACACCUAUAUUUCGGAGUACAAAUAUAGCAUGAACAUUAUACACACCACACUUCUAUUUCCGAGGAGUAUGAACAUUAUACACAUCACACCUCUAUUUCCGAGUAGUAUGAACAUUAUACACAUCACACCUGUAUUUCGGAGUACAAAUAUAGCAUGAACAUUUCACACGUCACAUCUAUAUUUCGGAGGAGUAUGAACAUUAUACUCAUCACACCUCUAUUUCCGAGUAGUAUGAACAUUAUACACAUCACACCUCUAUUUCGGAGUAGCAUGAACAUUAUACACAUCACACCUCUAUUUCCGAGUAGUAUGAACAUUAUACACAUCACAC